AUGAUCAUACACGGCGGAGCCGCCCAGAAAAGUUUUUCCUCGCCAGAGCAAGGCGUCUCCCCGCGCCACGACAGGCCUCGCGGGGAGGGCCUGGAGCUUAGCACCGUUAGCUUAGGGCUUCGUGAGGGCGGCGAGGAUGCGCUGGUGUCGGCUGCCCCGCCGCCCGUGCAGCGAUGGGGGUCGUUUGCGGAGUUUGGGGCGGCCGGGGGGCGGGAGCGCGGCAGGGCCUCCCUCGCCCCGACGCCGUCCAUGGCGGCGCUGGCCUCGGAGUACCCGCAGGCGUGGAGAUGGCGGGAGGCAAGCACGCUGACGCUCGACCCCCGUGAGGGGGAGCGGGGUUGGCAGAGCCUUCGCGCGGGAGAUGCGCGGGAGGAGGUGGACGCGGAUGCGGCGUCGUCGUCGUCGUCGUCGUCGUCGUCGUUUACAUCGGCGCCCAUCUCCCCGUCAUGCGCGCCGUACGCGUUCACCAGCAACAGGAACCCCGGCGAGGAGGAUGCGAGGGGACUGAGUCACGCGGCUUCCAACGCGACCCCAGGAUCGAGCGACUCAGAGAACGACGGCGGCUCUCUGACUAGUAAUGAAGAUGUAGAAAACGACGAGGACGAGGACGAGCAGCAACUGCGCGGGACGGAGUCGGUGCUGCGUCCCUGCUCAAGGAGGAGGGGCACGCUGCAGCAGGCCACCGUUCCCAUUUAUCGUAGAUCGGUAUACCGCCGCCUCAGCGACGUGUACGGGCACCCGGAUGCGGCGUUCCUCGGCCAAAGCUUUUUUCGGGACAAACACUCAGCUCUAGAGGCGGGGGACUCCUUUCAGCGCAGCCUCUCCAGCCAGGCGUUCCUGCCGUCUCAGAUUAGCGGUUGCUCUGCCUUUUACCGGAGCAAGAAGGGGUGGAGCAAUUGUGGCUCCUGGAUGCGUCGCGGCAGCGGCACCUCCGUGGAUCACGGUGUCAUGGUGCAAGGCCUGCACAUGCAAGAGAGACGUUUCCCACCCCCACGAUACGCAAAUGUGAUGCCUCCACAAGGAGGCGAUACGCUUCCUGGGUCCGUGGAUAGGCUCUCUUCUGGGGCCCUCCCCCGCCACCCGCUUGCCUCUUCUUAUGCGACGUCGGCCCGCCCUGGAUUCAGGUCAAGAAGGCCUGUUUGGUUUGCGAACUCCAGGAGCAACAAUUCCUGGCAGUACUCCAGCAGCACCGGCGAUGAGCCCAAAGGCUGCGACUUUUCGCAAGCCGAUCAGCCAGAGGCACCCUCCGAUGGGUGGUUGCUGCAGGCCAAGAACAGCAUAAAGCGGGUGGACUCGCCUGAGUGGACCGAGGAGGGCCGGCCGCGACCCCCGGUAAAUUCGAAGUUCCAAUGCAUGCCGUAUGGUUCACCGCUCCCACAUCAACAAUUUCCAAUCCGGCCGCCACACUCGCCGCAUUUUCAUUUUCCAUUGACGAAUGAAAAGCCAGUGAAGGUGUAUUCGUCUAGGGGGAAGUAG
Messenger RNA from Trypanosoma conorhini, 1476 nucleotides. RefSeq lists its product as uncharacterized. The transcript has a single exon. Bases 1 to 1476 code for a protein of 491 amino acids. The record is from RefSeq and is a predicted model, not a curated record. NCBI's taxonomy places the organism in Eukaryota, Euglenozoa, Kinetoplastea, Trypanosomatida, Trypanosomatidae.